Messenger RNA from Siniperca chuatsi (mandarin fish), 3057 nucleotides. Its product is annotated as myotubularin-related protein 1-like. Gene Ontology annotation, biological process: dephosphorylation. The record is from RefSeq and is a predicted model, not a curated record. Bases 236 to 2596 code for a protein of 786 amino acids. The transcript is spliced from 22 exons. NCBI's taxonomy places the organism in Eukaryota, Metazoa, Chordata, Actinopteri, Centrarchiformes, Sinipercidae. Gene Ontology annotation, molecular function: phosphatidylinositol-3,5-bisphosphate 3-phosphatase activity.
UCCUCUCAUCCUCGCAUCUCUGGCGUGUUGUAAAAUAGGCGGAGCUACCGAGCGAGGAAGGGGAAGAGGUGAGCGAGAUUUAGGAGGAAGCACAACCAAAUGAAAGGAAACCACAAGGUCCACUAGAGAGCCCAAACAGAACACGCUGAGGGUUUGUUUUCAUCCGCAUCCUCAUAUCAAAGGUAUCGUCCACCCUUGCCCCCAGUGACCCAGAAAGUAAACAGGUCUCUGGCAGAUGGAGAAACAAACCGGAGCUGCCGGGUUGGCGGACGGAGCAGGGACGAACAGAAGGCCAUGGGGCUCGCCGACUUGCGGACCAGCCGCCGGUGAAACUCUGGACAGUCCAACAGGUUCUCAUGUAGAGUGGUGUAAACAGCUGAUAGCAGCCACCAUCUCUAGUCAGAUCUCAGGAUCAGUCCCACUUGACAUCGUGAACAGAGACAACAAGGUGUCCAAGAGGCUGAAUCCCAGGCAAGAUUUACAAGAUGAAGGGCUUUGUUACCAUGGAGAAAAUGAUACUGAGCAUCCUUCCAAUGCUUUGAACCUUCCAGCUCUGAGAUAUGGGGCGCAGGUCAGAAUGUUCCAGAACCAGGUUCCUCUGCUACCAGGGGAGACCAUCCAGACUACAGUCAAGGAUGUGAUGUAUAUCUGUCCAUUCAGUGGUCUGGUUAAUGGAACCCUGACUAUCACAGACUACAAGCUCUACUUCACCAGUGUGGAAAUGGAGUCCCCAUUCGUUCUUGAUGUGAACCUGGGAGUCAUCAGCAGACUGGAGACUAUCAGCGUUCCCAACCAGGGAGAGAACACCAAAGGACUGGAGCUGGUCUGCAAGGACAUGAGGAGUCCCAGGUUUGCCUAUAAGACAGAGGAAAGUCAUCCGAAUGUGGUGGAGGGGCUUGCCAAGCAUGCCUUCCCCCUCUCCCACGACCUGCCCCUGUUUGCCUUCCUGUACAAGGAGCAUUUUCCUGUAGAUGGCUGGAAGGUAUACGACCCAACAGCAGAGUACAGACGUCAGGUAACUACACACUACCAGCAUCAAGUCCAAAGCCAUUCUGUUCUGCAGGGCCACGUUUUUGAUCCCCUGCAUGGUAGGAGUGAGAGUGGAAAACCCUACCUCUACAAGUGCCGUCAAGUUCUCAAGAUCUAUGUGGAUCGCCAUGCUCUGUGUGGGAUCCAAAUCCAUCCUCCGUACGCAUCAGGACGAUGGGAUUGUCGCUUCCUGGGCGGUGUAAGCUGGUGGUGUCAGUCAGAUUCAGCUGAGCGACGUAUGGCUGAGGUCCCCUGCAUCCGCUUCGGCCUCCCUUGUUCCACCCGAGUAAGCCCCCGGGUGAAUGCCACCAUGACUCCUAGGGUCUCAGAGACAUUUAAUGGUUGUGUGUGUGUGUGUGUGUUCAUGGUAAUGAAGGAACAUGUCACCCAGUGUAACAGGCUCAUUGAUGUGUUUUCUGGCAGUCCUCCUGGUUCUGAACUGGUCCUGCUCUUCCUGCAGGUCUUGUCCUGGAUUCACCCAGAGUCUCAGGCCACCAUCGUACGCUGCAGCCAGCCGUUAGUUGGACCUUCAGACCGUCGCUGUAAAGAGGAUGAACACUUCCUCCAAGUCAUCAUGGAUGCCAACGCCCAAUCCCACAAGCUCACCAUCUUUGAUGCCCGGCAGAGUAGUGUAGCAGUCACCAACAAGGCAAAGGAUGGAGGGUAUGAAAGUGAGAGUUUCUACCCAAACGUGGAGCUGAACUUCCUGGAAAUCCCCAACAUUCACGUGAUGAGGGAGUCUCUGAGGAAGAUGAAGGACGUGGUUUAUCCCACCAUAGAUGAAGCUCACUGGCACUCUGCUAUUGACCAGACGCACUGGCUUGAGUACAUACGGCUCUUAUUAGCAGGAGCAGCAAAGAUAGCUGAUAAGCUGGAGUCUGGGAAGACGUCGGUGGUGGUUCACUGCAGUGACGGCUGGGACAGAACUGCUCAGCUCACCUCUCUGGCCAUGCUGAUGCUGGACAGUCACUACCGCACUCUCAGAGGAUUCCAGGUUCUGGUAGAGAAGGAGUGGAUUAGUUUUGGACACAAGUUUGCUUCUCGUGUGGGUCACGGUGAUGAAAACCAUGCUAACUCAGAGCGCUCACCUCUCUUCGUCCAGUUCAUCGAUUGUGUUUGGCAGAUGACUCGACAGUUCCCAGCAGCCUUCGAGUUCAAUGAGCUGUUCCUGAUCACAGUACUGGACCACCUCUACAGCUGUCUGUUUGGUACAUUCCUCUAUAACAGUGAACAGGAGAGGGCAGCCAAGGAGGUGCAGACCCGAACUGUAUCCCUGUGGUCCUACAUUAACAGCCAGCCUGAGGACUUCACCAACCCCUUCUAUGUGGACUAUGAGCACCAUGUUCUGUAUCCGCUGGUUUCCUCCAGACAUCUGGAGCUGUGGAGCAGCUACUACGCCCGCUGGAACCCGCGCAUGAGACCACAGGUGCCAGUGCACCAGACCCUGAAGGAGCUGCUGAUCCUUAGAGAAGAGCUCCAGAGGAGGGUGAAGGAGCUGUCCUCCUCCUCUGAACACCCCCUCACACACACAAACACAGCAGGAACUCCACUGCACACUGCUGUCUGACACACAGACAUCAGAAACACCCCUACACAUCACUGUCUGCCACUAACACAAAGUUCAAUGUUUUAGCCCAAAUACUACAAAUACUGAGAUUCCAUGGAGAUUCCUAAACAUAAACAUUCCUAUAUACAUUUUUAGCAAAGUAAAAUGAUCUCCUCAAGGUUUGAAUUUGAACCUUCCUGUGCUUAUUAUUUAUAUUAUUUCAAAAUUCAGAAAUGCCAGCUCAGCCUGUAUUGUGGGAAUCUUAAGAUUCAGUUUGUGGGGUCAUGAACCCCUUCAGACUUGAGUCUCAGUUCAGUGAAGUUGGCACCAGUUUUAUCAGCAGUGUUUUUAUUUUUGAGUGAAUAAUUGCUAUUUGUCUCAGGGCUCUGUUUUUCACAUGACUGCAGAAGGCUGCCAGUAACAUGUUACAAAUGACUGCAGUUACCUGUAGCGUUUUAAAUAAAAUCACUGCUUGCUCCCUC